This is a messenger RNA of Closterium sp. NIES-65, 654 nucleotides long. NCBI's taxonomy places the organism in Eukaryota, Viridiplantae, Streptophyta, Zygnematophyceae, Desmidiales, Closteriaceae. The record is from the annotation of a GenBank genome assembly.
AUGAGUUGCCAUGGUGACUUUCCCAUUCCUUCCCCUUUCCCUCCCUUUCCCUUCCAUUCCUUUCCCUUUCCCUCCCUUUCCCUCCCAUUCCUUCAACUUCCCUCCCAUUUCCUCCCAUUCCUUGCCCUUCCCUCCGCUCCCCUCCCCUCCCCUUCCCUCCCCUUCCCUCCGAUCCCCUCUCCUCCCCUUCCCUCCCCUUCCCUCACCUCCCCUCCACUCCCCUCGCCUCCCCUCCCCUUGCCUCCCCUCCACUCCCCUCCCCUCGCCUCCCCUCCACUCCCCUCGCCUCCCCUCCCCUCCCCGCCCCUCCCCUCUGCUCCCCUCCCCUCCCCUCCCCUCCCCUCCCCUCGCCUCCCCUCCCCUCCCCUCCCCUCCCCUCCGCUCCGCUCCGCUCCCCUCCCCUCCCCUCCCCUCCCCUCCCCUCCACUCUCCUCCCCGCCCAUUCCGUGCACAUCUCUCCCCCACCCGCCAGUGUCGUCUCUAUAUAGCCAGCGCCACUCCGCCCCGCCUCUGCGAGUGUGGGAGAGGCGCCUGCGUAGCGGCGCACGAACAGAAUCGAGACUCCCCUUACGGGUCCUUAUGAUUCCCACUUUGUUCUGUUUCCCUUUCAUGGUUGUGCGUGGGAGCAGCAUGCUCAAACUGCAAGGUCCCUAA